Colletotrichum godetiae is the source of this 1469-nucleotide messenger RNA. RefSeq names its product mannose-1-phosphate guanyltransferase. Bases 248 to 1342 code for a protein of 364 amino acids. Gene Ontology annotation, cellular component: cytoplasm. Gene Ontology annotation, biological process: GDP-mannose biosynthetic process. Lineage: Eukaryota; Fungi; Ascomycota; Sordariomycetes; Glomerellales; Glomerellaceae. The record is from RefSeq and is a predicted model, not a curated record. Gene Ontology annotation, molecular function: mannose-1-phosphate guanylyltransferase (GTP) activity; GTP binding. The transcript is spliced from 4 exons.
UAAUCUUUUCUGGAACCCAUCGAGCUACCCCUUUGGUCACCAAAUAUCCCCUCCGAAAAAGCGCAGCUUCCCCUUGUCGCCAAAUCCAGUCACACCGACCAGGCUAAGAGAACCUCUUCCCUCUUUCCACUGUUCACACACUCGUUUACACACGCACCUCCCCACGGAAGCUACCACGUCUUCCAUUCUCUGCGUCGCUCAACGAAAUCGAACCAUCACAUAACCCCUCAACCACAAUACCAUCAAUAUGAAGGCCAUUAUUCUCGUCGGCGGCUUUGGCACUCGUCUUCGCCCUCUGACCCUCACCCUCCCCAAGCCCCUGGUCGAGUUCGCCAAUAAGCCCAUGAUUGAGCACCAGAUCGAGGCUCUUGCUGCUGCUGGUGUCACCGAUGUUGUCCUCGCUGUCAACUACCGCCCUGAGGUUAUGGAGAAGCACUUGGCUGAGUACGAGAAGCGCUUCGGCCUGAACAUUACCUUCUCCGUCGAGACCGAGCCCCUCGAUACCGCUGGUCCUUUGAAGCUGGCCGAGAGCAUUCUUGCCAAGGAUGAUACCCCCUUCUUCGUCUUGAACUCGGAUGUCAUCUGCGACUUCCCCUUCAAGGACCUGGCCGAGUUCCACAAGAACCACGGCGAUGAGGGCACCAUUGUUGUCACCAAGGUCGAGGAGCCUAGCAAGUACGGUGUCGUUGUCCACAAGCCUAAUCACCCCACCAAGAUCGACCGUUUUGUCGAGAAGCCCGUGGAGUUCGUUGGCAACCGCAUCAACGCCGGCAUGUACAUCCUCAACACAAGCGUUCUCAAGCGCAUUGAGCUUCGCCCCACCUCGAUCGAGAAGGAGACCUUCCCCGCCAUCGUCAAGGAUGGUCAACUGCACAGCUUCGAUCUUCCCGGCUUCUGGAUGGACGUUGGUCAGCCCAAGGACUUCCUUACCGGUACCUGCCUGUACCUCACCUCCCUCACUAAGCAGGGUUCCAAGGAGCUUGCCUCCCCUUCAGAGCCUUACGUCCACGGCGGCAACGUUCUGAUUGACCCCACUGCCAAGAUUGGCAAGCACUGCAAGAUUGGACCCAACGUGACGGUCGGCCCCAACGUCGUCAUUGGCGACGGCUGCCGUCUUCAGCGCUGUGUCCUGCUGCCCGGUUCCAAGGUCAAGGACCAUGCGUGGGUUAAGAGCACCAUUGUCGGCUGGAACAGCACUGUUGGCAAGUGGGCUCGUCUUGAGAACGUCACUGUCCUCGGCGACGACGUGACUAUUGGUGACGAGAUCUACGUCAACGGUGGCAGCAUUCUCCCUCAUAAGAGCAUCAAGGCCAAUGUCGACAUCCCCGCCAUCAUCAUGUAAAACCAAACCAAACAACCCACAAAACACUAUACCCGGGCCUGGACGAACACUCUGAGGGUUCGCACUCUUCACACUUCUUGUCUGCACGCCUGUUCUUAUCGACUUUCUAAUUCCAAGUUGCGAUACG